GAACUAGAACGGCUCAAUACACAUAAAGUUCUCUUUCUCAGUUGAUUUCUCCGAGUUUUAUUUUAUUUUUUGGUUUAUGACUCUCUCUUUUGCUUGUCCUAUGGGUCUCUUUUGAUUCGGUUAUGAUUAUAUAUAGAUCUUUGAACUUUUCAUUGGCUUGCGUAUGCUUCUUUAUAUUAAAUUUAGUGAAAAAUAUUUAUUUUUUUAAAUGACAUAACUUAUAUCCCUUCACUUUCAGAAAGAGGUAAGAUCCACACCUUAAUUUUUUUUUUCAACUCUCUCUCUUUUCCUUUAUCUAUCUUUUUCUCUCUCUUAAAAUAACACAAUUUUACCUCCUUUGAAAUGACACACACUUUUAUCUUAAAUUAAAUAGGCCCCUUGUAUUUUAUUUAUUUAUAAAAUGUUAUUGUUCUAAGUUUAAUUCGAUUGUUUACUUACUUAGGUCCUCUCUCUGUUAAACUCCAUUGCUGUUGAGGUUUGAGGUGGUUUUGGGAGGGUUGACAUGGAGGAACGGUAUGAGCCAUUGAAGGACCUUGGUUCUGGGAAUUUUGGAGUGGCUAGGUUGGCCAAAGACAAGAAGACUGCAGAGCUUGUUGCUGUUAAAUACAUAGAGAGGGGUAAAAAGAUUGAUGAGAAUGUUCAGAGGGAGAUAAUUAACCAUCGAUCUUUAAGGCAUCCAAAUAUUAUCAGGUUCAAAGAGGUCUUCCUGACCCCUACUCAUUUAGCUAUUGUCUUGGAGUAUGCUUCAGGUGGUGAACUCUUUGAGAGGAUAUGCACCGCUGGUCGAUUUAGUGAAGAUGAGGCAAGAUAUUUCUUCCAACAGCUUAUAUCUGGGGUUAGCUACUGUCAUUCAAUGGAAAUUUGUCACAGAGAUCUGAAAUUGGAAAACACUCUCUUGGAUGGUAAUCCAUCUCCUCGGCUUAAAAUUUGUGACUUCGGUUACUCCAAGGUCCUUGAUAUUCAAUUGCAGUCUGCUUUACUGCACUCUCAACCUAAAUCAACUGUUGGAACUCCUGCAUACAUUGCUCCAGAGGUUCUGUCACGAAAGGAGUAUGACGGAAAGAUUGCAGAUGUUUGGUCCUGUGGUGUGACUCUUUAUGUCAUGUUAGUUGGUGCAUAUCCAUUUGAAGACCCAGAAGAUCCUAGAAAUUUCAAAAAGACUAUUGGGAGAAUAAUAGGUGUUCAGUACUCCAUACCGGACUAUGUACGUGUUUCUACUGAGUGUAGGAAUCUUCUCUCUCGUAUCUUUGUUGCCAAUCCUGCCAAGAGGAUCACCAUCCCAGAGAUAAAACAGAACCCUUGGUUUUUGAAGAAUUUGCCUAAAGAGAUCAUUGAAGCUGAAAGAAAAGGUUUUGAGGAAACAAAGAAAGACCAACCAAUCCAGAGUGUUGAAGAAAUCAUGAGCAUCAUAAAAGAGGCAAGCAUACCAGGACAAGGAUCCAAAGCUGGUGAUGGUGGGCAAGCUGGCACUGGUUCAUUGGAAGUUGUGGAUGAUGAGGAAAUUGAUGUUAGUGGUGACUAUGAACAUGUGUGAUCGAGGCCUUAAUUGGUGGAUAUCUAGAUUGUUUAUAAGACAUAAUCUGCAUUAUCAACAUUUAUCAUACUGUGCAGCACUCAUGUUCUACAGAUACAUUUUACACCUAGGUUUGAAAUAGGGUUUUGUGUUUAUUUGAGUGAAUAAUAUAAAUAAAAGGCUUGAAUUUUUUAUUUUUUUUAAGUAAAUCACAAGGGCAAAAUGGUUUUGUGCGUAGUUU
Molecule: messenger RNA, 1754 nt
Organism: Gastrolobium bilobum
Lineage: Eukaryota; Viridiplantae; Streptophyta; Magnoliopsida; Fabales; Fabaceae
Product: serine/threonine-protein kinase SAPK3-like
Exons: 9
Coding region: 503-1534 (343 amino acids)
Biological process (GO): intracellular signal transduction; protein phosphorylation
Molecular function (GO): ATP binding; protein serine/threonine kinase activity
Source: RefSeq, a predicted model, not a curated record